Messenger RNA from Cinara cedri, 1745 nucleotides. Lineage: Eukaryota; Metazoa; Arthropoda; Insecta; Hemiptera; Aphididae. The record is from the annotation of a GenBank genome assembly.
AUGAAUAAACAGUGUGGGGAAAGUGUGAUCGGCUACAAUCAAUGUACAGAUAGGAUCAUCAUGGUUAAAAUUAAUACUAAACCUGCUAUUAUAACGAUUAUCCAAAUAUACAUGCCAACAUCAUCACAUAAUGACGAAGAAGUUGAAGAAACUUACGAUAAAAUAGAUGAAAUAAUGGCGAUGACUAAAGCAGGAGAGAAUGUUAUAAUCCUAGGCGACUGGAAUGCAGCAGUAGGCGAAUGGAAAGAAAGUAACAUAACGGGUAGUUAUGGGUUGGGAACCAGAAAUGAGAGAGGGGAACAACUAAUACAGUUCUGUACACAACACAAAUUGACAAUUGCAAACACUUUUCCAACACCAUAAAAUAAGAAUAUAUACCUGAAAGAGGCCGGGAGUAACAGCGAGAUAUCAAAUCAAUUACAUUAUGACUAAACNCAGUAGGCGAAGGGAAAGAAAGUAACAUAACGGGUAGUUAUGGGUUGGGAACCAGAAAUGAGAGAAGGGAACGACUAAUAAAGUUCUGUACACAACACAAAUGGACAAUUGCAAAUACUUUUUUCCAACACCAUAAAAGAAGAAUAUAUACCUGGAAGAGGCCGGGAGAUACAGCGAGAUAUCAAAUCGAUUACAUUAUGACUAAACAACGUUUUAAAAAUCAAAUUAAACAAUGCAAAACUUAUCUUGGUGCUGAUAUUAACNGAGGGGAACGACUAAAACAGUUCUGUACACAACACAAAUUGACAAUUGCAAACACUUUUCCAACACCAUAAAAUAAGAAUAUAUACCUGAAAGAGGCCGGGAGUAACAGCGAGAUAUCAAAUCAAUUACAUUAUGACUAAACAACGUUUUAAAAAUCAAAUUAAAUAAUGCAAAACUUAUCCUGGUGCUGAUAUUAACAGCAAUCACAAUCUAGUUAUUAUGGAAACAAAUAUAAAGUACAAAAAAAUUAAGAAAGGUGGAUUUACAAAAAAAUGGAAUUUAGAAGUGUUUAAGAAAGAUGAGAAGAGAAUAGAAUUUAAAGAGAAAUGUAAGAAAGCAUUUAACAACAUACUAAUUGAUAAUUGUCAUUCUGAGGAAAUUAAAUGGGACAAUAUUAAGAAAAUUCUAAAGAGCCAGACAGAGGAAGUAAUAGGAACCCAANAUCAAAUUAAACAAUGCAAAACUUAUCCUGGUGCUGAUAUUAACAGCGAUCACAAUCUAGUUAUUGUAUAAACAAAUAUAAAGUACAAAAAAAUGGAAUUUAGAAGUGUUUAAGAAAGAUGAGAAAAUAAUAGAAUUUAAAGAGAAAUGUAAGAAAGCAUUUAACAACAUGCUAAUUGAUAACUGUCAUUCAAAAGAAAUUAAAUGGGACAAUAUUAAGAAAAUUCUAAAGAGCCAGGCAGAGGAAGUAAUAGGAACGCAAAAAAAAAGAUGCGAGAAAGCCUUGGAUGACAGAUGAAAUUGUUAAGCUAAUACAUGAAAGAAGAAGGUAUAAAAAUCAAAUUAGCACUCAAGAACAAGAACAAUACAAAAGAAUACGAAAUGACGUUAAAAGGAAGAUGAAAAAAGCUAAAGAAGAAUGGCUAGAUGAACAGUGUAAGGAAGCAGAAGAAUUUUUAAAAAGAGGAAGAAGUGACCUGGCGUUUUUAGAAAUUAAAAAGCUUUUCUGUGAAAGGAAACAAAACGCAGGAACCCUAAUAAACAAAAACGGCGAAUUAAUACUAGAAGCUCUUAAAAACGGCGAAUUAAUACUAGAAGCUCUUUAA